This is a messenger RNA of Striga hermonthica, 531 nucleotides long. NCBI's taxonomy places the organism in Eukaryota, Viridiplantae, Streptophyta, Magnoliopsida, Lamiales, Orobanchaceae. The record is from the annotation of a GenBank genome assembly.
AUGAAGACAAUAGCACCAAGAUUUUUGUCCCUAGAUCUGCUUUCGAUAUUAUCUGGCACCCUCCAAAUCAACACAAAAUGCAGUAUGAAAUGUCCUAGAUACCGUGCGAUUACAAGUGCUUACUACAGAGGAGCAGUAGGUGCAUUGCUGGUGUACGAUAUCACCCGCCACGUCACGUUCGAAAAUGUUGAGAGAUGGUUGAAGGAACUGCGGGAUCACACAGAUUCAAACAUCGUAAUCAUGCUUGUGGGCAACAAGGCCGACUUACGCCACUUGCGGGCCGUAACUACAGAAGAUGCCACUGCUUUUGCCGAGAAAGAAAAGACUUUUUUCAUGGAAACUUCUGCCCUCGAAUCAACCAAUGUCGAGAAUGCAUUCACAGAAGUGCUUACGCAGAUACAUCGUGUCGUAAGCAGGAAAGCUCUCGAGGGUGGAGAUGAUCCAGCAGCGUUACCAAAGGGUCAAACAAUCAGCGUUGGCUCUAAAGAUGAUGUUUCGGCUGUAAAGAAAGCUGGCUGCUGCUCUUCUUGA